AUGUGCGACAAUGUGCCGAUUUCAAGUUAUAAGAAGGCAUGGUAUGCAAAGAGAAAGGCUAUAGAGUUUGUAUAUGGUGGAUGGGAGGAAUCAUUUAGGCAGUUGCCAAGCUACAUGUUUGAACUCCAGUCACAGAAUCCAGGCACAAUUGUUGAGUGGAAGCACAAUGAGCUAUUGAGUCAGAGACGUACAAAUGUGUUCAACUAUGUUUUCUGGGCAUUUGGGCCUGCAAUACAUGCUUUCCAGAAGGCUGCACCGGUGUUAACAAUAGACGGGACUCACCUCCGAGGAAGAUUUAAAGGUAAGUUGCUUGUUGCUUGUGGUUUUGAUGCUAACAAGACAUGCUUGCCUAUUGCAUAUGCUGUGGUGGAUGAAGAAACCAAUGACAGUUGGUCGUGGUUUUUGGAUCAUGUAAGAACUCAUGUGGUGAAAUACGAGAGAGAGGUGUGCAUUAUAUCAGAUAGGCAUAAAGGAAUCUUCAAAGCAAUGGAGUCUGUAAUCAUGACAAGUGUAAUCAUGACAAGAGCCCUGCAGAUACACCACAAAUUUUGUUUGGUCCAUGUGAGGGCAAAUGUGUUGAAGAAGCACAAGGGCCCCAGUUUGAAGGCCAUGAUCUGGAAGUUGGGGGUCAGUACUCAGGAACAGCUGACAAGAGAAGGCAUGGCUUCGAAGCUGAAUAUCGUUGAUGUUUGUUUUUUGCUGCAGAAACUGAUGGUGGAUCUUAUUGGACAGAAUGAAUUCAAAUUCAAUUCUUCCAUUCCACCUGGUUUAGUGAAUUGGAAUGAGACAUGUGAUUGUUGCGAAUGGAACAACGUGGGAUGCGAUGAAUCGGGUCACGUUAUCAGUUUGGACCUCACUAGCAAGAGCAUCUCCGGCAGAAUUGGUGAGUCAUCCUCCCUUUUCCGGUUGACAUACUUGUCGAUCCUUAACCUUGGCUUCAAUGACUUCACCACUAGUGAGAUUCCUAACCAAUUCCAUCAUCUCCCAAAUUUGGCAUACCUUGGUUUGUCAAGUUCUGGUUUCACGGGACCAUUUCCAUCCACACUGGCCAACCUAACAGAGCUAGUUGGCCUGUAUAUGUCAAGUAACUUUCUCACUGGUUCAAUCCCUUCAUUUCAUAAAUGCUAUAAUUCAUUGAAUGACACCAUUCCUCACCAUAUUUUUGUCCUGCCUUCAAUUGAAUCUCUUCUUCUAUCCAACAACCAAUUCAGUGGACAAAUUAAAGAAAUUUCCAUUGUAGACCACUCAAACCUUGGUUGGCUAGAUUUGAGUGGUAAUAGGAUUGGUGGUGCAAUUCCUAACUUCUUCUUCCAGCUUCGAAACAUGUCAAGUCUCAAGCUUUCUGACAACUUGUUCAACGGCACUUUUGAGCUGAAUAAGUUCCAAAGUCUCACAAAGGUGAAGCUUGUGAAGAUCUGGCCUGACUUUACAUCCAUUGAUUUGUCUUCCAAUCGUUUUCACGGAGAAAUACCAGAUGCAAUUGGUAAUCUUAGCUCACUCUAUCUUCUAAACUUAUCUCACAACUCUCUCACUGAUGGAAUCCCGAGAUCAUUGGGUGCCUUGACAGAGCUUGGGUCGCUCGACCUCUCUGCAAACAAGCUCAUCAGAAGAAUACCAGACGAGCUCGCCAAACUCAAUUUCCUUUCAGUUUUGAACUUGUCAUACAAUCAUCUCACUGGACUGAUUCCAACUGGCACUCAGUUUCAAACGUUUACGGCAGAUUCAUAUGUAGGAAACGCGGGGUUAUAUGGUUUCCCACUCAAUGGAAGUUUCAACAACCGUCGUCCACCUGGUCCAUCACCAUCAGUGGAUUCAGAAUCAAAAGAUGAGGAGAUCGAGUGGGAAUAUGUGUUUGCUGCGUCUGGUUAUGUUGUGGGAUUCGGAAGCAUUGCAUGGACACUGUUAUUUUGCAGAAGGUUGAGAGAGAGAUACUUUGAGAAGAUAGAAGAGGUUGCUGACAAGAUAUUCUUUGAGAGAGGAAGGAGAAGAAGACAUGAAAGAAGAGUAAGAAAAAGAAGAGAAGAGAAGGAGAGAAGAGAAGAGAGGAGGAAUGGGCUUAGGAGACGCCAUCAGUAA
Messenger RNA from Salvia hispanica, 2076 nucleotides. The record is from RefSeq and is a predicted model, not a curated record. NCBI's taxonomy places the organism in Eukaryota, Viridiplantae, Streptophyta, Magnoliopsida, Lamiales, Lamiaceae.